Linum trigynum is the source of this 1482-nucleotide messenger RNA. The record is from the annotation of a GenBank genome assembly. NCBI's taxonomy places the organism in Eukaryota, Viridiplantae, Streptophyta, Magnoliopsida, Malpighiales, Linaceae.
AUGGGUAUGGGUCCUGAUUCUUCCAAACCCAAGUUACAGUUUGAGGUGAAAUCAAAGGUCAACAACAAGCAGAAGAAGAAGAAGAAGAAGCAGAGAGAUGUUGUGGUGGCUAAGAAUAGGUCAGAAGAAGAUUUUGGCUGCUGGAUUCGAUUGAGGCUGAUCGGUGGUUGCAUGCCUUCAAGAUCAAAAGUAGAUAGCUCCUUGAGUGGAAUCACUAAUCAAUAUGCUGAAAGCCAGUCUGCAAAUGAGAAAAUCAAAGACCAACCAGUUGUCCCAGUAUUGUCGUCUACGACUACUAGUAAUGCUGAGAGUACAGCAUCAACACCUAAAUUCAGCGAGGAACUAAGGCUUGCUUCUCAGCUGCGGAAGUUCACGUUCAAUGACCUUAAACUAGCGACUAGGAACUUCAGGCCCGAAAGUCUGCUAGGGGAGGGUGGUUUUGGAUGCGUCUUCAAAGGGUGGAUUGAGGAGAAUGGGACUGCUCCAGUUAAACCAGGAACUGGUCUCACUGUCGCAGUGAAAACCCUGAACCAUGAUGGCCUUCAGGGUCAUAAAGAGUGGCUUGCUGAAGUUAAUUUUCUUGGGAACCUUCUCCAUCCGAAUUUGGUCAAGUUGAUUGGUUACUGCAUUGAAGACGACCAAAGGCUGCUGGCGUACGAGUUUAUGCCUCGUGGAAGCUUGGAGAACCACCUCUUCAGGAGGUCCUUGCCACUUCCUUGGUCAAUCAGAAUGAAAAUCGCACUUGGUGCUGCUAGAGGUCUUGCAUUUCUUCAUGAAGAAGCUGAAAGACCAGUAAUAUAUCGUGAUUUCAAAACAUCAAACAUCUUAUUGGAUGCGGACUACAACUCCAAACUUUCCGACUUUGGCCUUGCAAAGGAUGGUCCCGAGGGAGAUAAGACUCAUGUAUCUACACGAGUUAUGGGGACAUAUGGCUAUGCUGCCCCAGAGUAUGUGAUGACUGGACACUUGACGUCAAAGAGUGAUGUAUACAGCUUCGGAGUAGUUUUGCUAGAAAUGUUAACUGGUCGGAGGUCCAUGGACAAGAACCGACCUAACGGGGAGCAAAACCUAGUGGAAUGGGCAAGGCCGCAUUUUGCCGACAGAAAAAGGUUCUACAGAUUAUUAGACCCUCGUCUCGAAGGCCAUUUCUCGAUCAAAGGUGCUCAGAAGGCUAUACAACUAGCAGGGCAGUGUCUCAGCCGCGAUCCAAAAGCCAGGCCUAGAAUGAGUGAGGUAGUUGACACAUUAAAGCCUCUACCAAGCUUGAAAGACAUGGCCAGCUCUUCUUACUUCUUCCAGACUAUGCAAGCGGAGCGCAACAAGUCGAACUUGAAUUCCAAGAAUGGGGUUAGAACUCAGGGUGGAUUUAUGACGAGGAACGGUCAAACUCUGAGGAGCUUAUCGAGCUUAAGCGAUGCACGUGCGGCUUCUCCAUAUAACCAGCCUUGCCAGUCACCAAAACCUAAUGGGAAGAAGUCAUAG